AUGGCUGAGGGAACAGCAUCAACCGCAGCAGGAGGACGAAAUUGUAUUAACUGUGACGACAUUGAUUCUAUAGACGAUAUGGUCCAAUGUGACUGCUGCGAUUUAUGGGUCCAUUUCCAUUGUGCUGGAGUAACGGAAGCUGUUAAAAAUGUUCCCUGGAAUUGCUCGAAGUGCAGCAAUCAGUUGCAAGUGCCACCUCGAUCUGACAAGAAGGCGCCCAGCAAGAAGGGGUCUUCGAAGAAGACGGGCUCAAAGAGCGAUGCAGGAUCGGAAACUAGCAGAGCUGCUAGUCUGGACCUAUCUAUCCAACAAUUGGAAUUGGAUCAGGAAAAUUUAGAGAAGGAGCUAGAGGAGCAAAAGCUCGUCCAUCAGAAGCGACUCGAUAUGGAGCGUAAAAUUUCGGAAAAACGAAGGGCUCAGCAAAAAGAAAUGUUGGCCAAGGAAAAGGAACUAAUGCAACAACGAUUAAACGACGAGCUCGAAUUUUUGGAACAACAAAAGGUGUUACGUGUAAAUUUCCAACGAUACCAUGACAAGCUUUAUCGUCAAUUCGAAGGCAGUCACGUAAACGACGCCAGCAAACGUGAAAACACCUUUGACAAAGUGAAUACGUGGAUGAAUUCUGUGCAGCAGGAUCCUCGAGGGGCCUACCCGAAAGGUUGUGUCUGGUCCAAAGGCAUAUCGGAUACACCUGUGCCCAAUCUAUUCCAUCAGAAUUUGUUAAAUUCUAAAGCAGGUAAUCCUGGAACAGAUGCGGUUGCAAGCAAGCAACAGAUGCGGUUGCAAGACGAAUCGGGGGGGAACCCGGUUGUCCCACCAAGUAAAUUCAUCCGUGAUACGAUAAGACCUGCAUGGCAGCAGUCGUUGCAUGAGAACGACGACGAAAUUGAGAAAGAACGGGAGGAAGUUGAAGAAGAUUCAGAUCAGCUGCCGGAUCUGACCGAACAAGAAAAGGAAAUUAUUCGAAACAUUGUAAACCGUCGAAGGUCGCAGAGAACUGAGUUUCAACAACCAUUCUCGACCAGAGGACCUACCUCCGAACAGCUUGCCGCACGACAUGCGGUAUCGAAACAUUUGCCUAUUUUUAAGGGAGAGCCAGAAGUGUGGCCACUUUUUAUAAGCAGUUAUGAAUACACUACAGAUGCAUGUGGGUUCACCAACACAGAUAAUUUAAAGCGACUGCAAGAUAGUCUUCAAGGAUUGGCAAAGGAAGCCGUUCAAAGUCGAUUAUUGUUACCGGAAUCGGUUCCCGAAGUUAUAGAAGACCUUCGCCAACUGUUUGGCAGUCCGGAGAAAUUAUUGAAAUCACUUGUAGCUAAAGUUCGAAAAGCGCCGGGGCCGCGCAUUGAUAAACUCGAAAGUUUUCUUUAUUUCGGAAUAACCGUUAAACAACUUUGCGAUCAUCUCGAAGCUGCUAAGCUACACGACCACUUGAACAAUCCGAUGCUCGUCCAGGAGCUAGUCAGUAAGCUGCCACCUGAGUAUAAGCUGGAUUGGGUGCGCUUCAAGCGCGGUAAAGCUGGAACUCCGCUCAGGGUGUUCACCGAUUUCACUAACGGGAUCGUCUCGGAAGUUUCCGAGGUGGCCGAAUUCAGCGGUCUUGAAGUCACUCGCCAGUGGGAUGUAAAAGGAGCUAAAAGUAAAAAGAAGGAGUUUGUAUACGCUCAUGCCGCACAUAAUAGUCCGUCGAACACGACCAAUUUGGCUGGUACCAAGGAAAAAAAGGUUUGCCCGGCGUGUAAGAGAAAGGAUCACAAGUUGCGAUUCUGCGAUGAUUUCGAAAAAAUGGGACUACGAGAUCGUCUAAGGUUGGUAGAGAAGUUCAAGCUUUGCGUACUAUGUUUAAGCGAACACGGUCAUUCGCGCUGCACGUUCAAUGUUCAAUGCAAGAUAGAUCACUGUAAGGGCAAGCAUCAUCCCUUGCUUCAUCGUACUGAAGAACUCGUCCAGGUAACAUUGCAUUAUGGUGAGUCGUCUGUAAAUUUGAAUGCCUUCAUAGAUGAAGGCGCAUCCGCCACGUUGCUGAAUAACACAAUUGCGGUUAAAUUAUCAGCUGAUGGGGUAUCCGAGCCAUUGGUAGUUCAUUGGACUUCUAACGUAAAGCGCCAUGAGGAUCAAUCUAAAAGGUUGGACCUUUUUGUAUCUGCGAGAGGGUCCGAUACCAUGCACAAAUUAAAGGGUGUUCGUACCGUGAAAGAAUUGAUGCUGCCUAAACAGGGUAUCAAUCUUCAGGAUCUUACAGAUCGUUUUGAGCACCUGCGGGGGUUCCCGGUAAAUGAAUACGAUACAGUGGCACCGCAAUUACUAAUUGGACUGGACAACCUGCAUUUAUUCGCGCCAUUGGAAUCUCGAGUAGGUGGAUCUGGAGAGCCAAUAGCAGUACGUUCAUUGUUAGGUUGGACCAUAUAUGGUCCCGAUAAGUCGGCGUCUUCAACGAAAACAGUUAUUAAUCAUCACUCCAUUCUGACUGUAACCAAUCAACAAUUACACGAGAUGCUCGGAAAACAAUACGCCAUCGAAGAUUUGUCUACGUCGUCAAUCGAUUUUCCUGAGUCCGAAGAAGAUAAACUGGCUCGCGACAUUUUGGAGAAAACGACUAUUCGAGUGGGAGGUCGUUUUGAGACGGGACUACUUUGGAAAAAUGGUGUUCCCGACUUCCCAGACAGCUACCCAAUGGCGGAACGUCGGUUAAAAGCUUUGGAAAAGCGGCUCUCCAAGAAUCCGGAGCUUCAGCAAAAUGUAUUUCAACAAAUCGUGGAGUACCAAAGGAAAGGGUAUUGUCACAAAGCAACGCAAGCAGAGUUAGACGACACUGAGAAUUUCAAAAAAUGGUAUUUACCACUGAACGUCGUCCAACAUCCUAAGAAGCCGGGUAAAGUCCGUUUAGUGUGGGACGCAGCCGCAACCGUAAAUGGAGUAUCGCUGAACAGUAACUUGCUGAAAGGUCCUGACUUACUCACCGCCUUACCAUCAGUGAUCUGCAAAUUCAGAGAAAAACCGGUGGCCUUCGGUGGUGAUGUGCGCGAAAUGUAUCACCAAUUGCGCAUCAGAGAAGCAGACAAACAAACUCAACGUUUUUUAUUCCGUUUUGAUCCCAGAAGCCCGCCCGAAAUCUAUGUUAUGGACGUAGCAACAUUUGGAUCUGCAAGUUCACCGUGCUCUGCACAAUUUGUGAAAAAUUUAAAUGCCAAGGAAUAUGCCACCCAGUUUCCCGAAGCAGCGAAAGCGAUCGUCGAACGACAUUACGUCGACGACUACUACGACAGUGUCGACUCGGAGGAAGUUGCAGUACGGCGAGCCAAGGAAGUACGCUUCAUUCACUUGAAGGCCGGAUUUGAAAUUAGAAACUGGGCCUCAAAUUCUGAAAAUGUCUUGCGAGAAUUAGGUGAGUCAAAACAUGAAACAACAAUCCAUUUUCAGCAGGACAAGAUAACUGAAAAGGAACGCGUAUUAGGUCUCAUUUGGGAUACGAAACUCGAUGUGUUUUCUUUCUGUAUUCCGACUAAAGAAGACGUAUUUGCUUUCGAUAAUCGUCCUACAAAACGUCAAGUUCUCAGUACCGUAAUGUCUCUCUUUGACCCGUUGGGUCUGCUGGCUCCACUCACCGUAUUGGGCAAGAUGUUAAUCCAGGAUUUAUGGAGAACCGGAUGUGAUUGGGAUGAACUAAUUUGCGAGGACACAUUCUCUGAAUGGAAGCGUUGGAUUGAAUUACUGCGCGAUGUGGAACUGGUCAAAAUUCCCAGACCGUACUUUGGUAGCACCCUCUCGACUGAGUAUCACGGGGUUCAACUUCACGUCUUCUGCGAUGCUGGUGAAAAGGCAUUCGGUUGUGCAGGCUAUUUUCGAAUUGUCGUUGGCGGGCGAGCUAUAUGUUCUUUAGUUAUGGCUCGUACGAAAGUUUCCCCUUUGAAGCAGCUUACAAUCCCGCGCUUGGAACUGCAAGCAGCGGUACUAGCGGCCAAACUAGCUAAAGCAAUCCGGCGAUAUCACUCUUUGAAAGUAGAAAAGGUUUUCUUUUGGACCGAUUCUCAAACCGUUCUCUCGUGGAUCAGAUCCGACCAAAGAAAAUACAAGCAGUUCGUGGGAUUUCGCAUCGGUUCCAUAUUAAGUUUAACGAAUGUGACGGAUUGGCGUUGGACACCGUCGAAAUUGAACGUUGCCGACCACCUAACGAAGUGGGACAACAUGCCGAGCAUGCUGCCUGAUGGUCAGUGGUUUCGAGGACUAGACUUUUUAUAUGAAGCAGAGCAACAGUGGCCAAAACAGGUACAACCACAACCAAACACGACGACAGAAAUGCGGGCGAUCUUUCUUCUGCACGACAUAGUACUGAUUGAACCCUUCAUAGAUGCCAACCGAAUUUCAAAAUGGAAUGUGCUAGUUCGGACGGUGGCUUGUCUAUACCGUUUCAUCUCGAAUUGCCGACGGAAACAUCGUGGCCAACCUAUCGAGGCCUUUACGUGUACGGAAAAUCAACGGGAACUGAUUUGCUCGUUUAUACCAGCAAUCAAAGUUGGAUUGCGGAAAGAUGAAUACCGGUCUGCCGAAGAAGGGUUGUUUCGAAUGGCACAGUGCGAAGCGUUUGGAGACGAAAUAAAAAUCCUUCGAAGAAAUCGACAAGUUCCGCGAGACAAAUGGAUGUCCUUAGAGAAGUCCAGUCCUCUUUACAAAAUGACUCCUUUAUUGGACUCGUCGGACGUUCUUCGACUCGAAGGCCGCAGCGCUGGAGCAGAGAUGUUACCAUUCGAUUUGCGUUUUCCUAUCGUGUUGCCUAAAGACAAUAUUAUUACCACCAGACUAGUGCAAUAUUAUCACGCUCGGUUCGGCCACGCUUUCAGGGAGACCGUCAAAUGCGAAAUCAAACAGCGUUUCGUUAUACUUAACUUAAGUUCCGUAAUUGCAAAUAUAGAAAGACAGUGCGCCUGGUGUAAAGUUAACAAAAACCGUCCGAGCAUUCCCCGAAUGGCUGCACUACCUGUUCAAAGGUUAACACCGUAUCGACGACCAUUUACUUUCGUUGGGGUUGACUAUUUAGGACCAGUAAUUGUAACGAUCGGUAGGCGAUCGGAAAAAAGAUGGAUAGUCGUUUUCACCUGUUUGGUAGUCCGUGCCAUUCACCUCGAAGUGGCGAAUAGUCUUAACGCUCAAUCAUGUUUGAUGGCUAUCAGGCGCUUUAUCUGUCGCCGGGGACCGGCUGCUGAAUACUUUUCGGACAACGGGACUAAUUUCCGAGCUGCAAGCAAAGAAAUUACACAGCAAAUACGUGAGGUCCAGAAAGAGUGCGCAGAGGAAAUGACAGAUGCUAGGACACAAUGGCACUUCAACCCACCUGCCGCUCCCCACAUGGGAGGAGUGUGGGAGAGAAUGGUCAGAACCGUUAAAGCGACGAUGGCUUCUCUGGACGACGGGAGGAAACUAACCGACGAAAUUCUUCACACAACGUUAUGUGAAGCCGAAGAUAUGAUCAACAGUAGACCGUUACUUUUUGCUUCAUUGGAGUCUCCCCUGCCUGUACUUACGCCAAAUGAUUUUCUGCGUGGAUCGUGCCCUAAUGAGCCUCAGGAGGUCGUACCACCUACAAAUGUAGCGCUAGCGUUGCGUGACUCGUAUAAGCGAUCUCAGCAGCUAUCAGAUGAGCUUUGGAAACGGUGGAUUAGAGAAUAUGUUCCCAGCAUAAACCUCCGAACGAAAUGGUUUUCCGAGACACGAUCAUUAAGCAAAGGUGAUCUGGUCUAUGUGGUAGACGGUGAUCGACGUAAGGCGUGGAUUCGAGGAGUGAUUGAAGAACCAAUCGUUUCCAGUGACGGAAGGGUCAGACAGGCUGUUGUUCGAACGAACAGUGGUACCUACAAACGCGCGGUUGCAAAACUAGCCGUCUUAGAUAUUGAAGGUGGUAACGCUGCUCCGAUACAAGGAAGCGGAUCAGGAUUACGGGUCGGGGAUUGUUGCGAAAACGACGCCCGCGACAAAUAA
Messenger RNA from Malaya genurostris, 5973 nucleotides. RefSeq lists its product as uncharacterized. The transcript has 2 exons. The record is from RefSeq and is a predicted model, not a curated record. The coding region runs from base 1 to 5973 and encodes 1990 amino acids. NCBI's taxonomy places the organism in Eukaryota, Metazoa, Arthropoda, Insecta, Diptera, Culicidae. Gene Ontology annotation, biological process: DNA integration. Gene Ontology annotation, molecular function: nucleic acid binding.